AUGCAACAGCGCCCUAGUGAAACACAAAUAGUCGUAAGCGAUCUUCCCCCAAGUGUCACAGAAGCUGACCUUUAUCAGCUGGCAUCUCAAUACGGUCAAGUUGCAUACAUUAGAGUUCUCAGGCAUAUUGACACAAAGACCUCACUUGGAGUCGCAUUUAUCAACUUUAUCGACACCGCAGCAGUUGAGAAAGCAAGGAACGAGAUGAAUGGGCUAGCUUUCAAAGGCAGAAUCAUCAGAGCUAUGAAGUUCAACAAAGAACGCGACCCUGAAGCAAACAUUUUCGUCAAAAAUAUCCACGAGAGUGUCACUUACAAGGAUCUUGAAAGCCACUUCAAGAGCUUCGGAAAUAUUUUGUCUUCGAAGAUCAGCUUUGAUGAAAACGGGAACUCCAAAAAGUACGGCUUUGUACAGUUCGAGAAAAAAGAGGCAGCCCAAGCAGCAAUUGCAAACGCAAACGGGUCAGCCCUCAAAGGAAGCGAACUGCAAGUAGCGAAAUUUAUCCCUAUCGGCAGCAGAAUGAUAUCGAGCAACAAUAACUUGUAUGUGAGAGGGUUCGGCGCUGAUAUGACAGCUGAAAGAUUUCACUCAGUCUUUUCUUCCUUUGGAGAAAUCACUUCACAUGUCAUUUUGUCGAACAGAGCCAGAGAUGGCACUGACAGGCACUUUGGGUUCGUCUGCUUUGCCAACCCUGAAAAUGCAACAAAGGCCUUAGAAACCUUGAACGGGAAGUCAGAAGACGGGUUCACCUGGUACAUUGCCGUCCACAUGAACAAAAAGAAGCGACUUGCAAUGCUCAGACAAGAAAACGCCAAAAAGCAAGAAGACUGGAAGAGAAGAAACGUCUACGUCAGAGGUCUACCUUUAAACAUUGAUGAAGAAAAACUAAGAAAGCUCUUCGCUGAGUUUGGAGAAAUUGAGUCAGUGAGGAUUCCAAAAGUAGAAAACAUUAGGUAUGAAAACGCAGAAAUGAUCAAAGAAUUCACUGUAAAAGGUGUCGCCUACAUUUUAUUCGCUCAGCCUCAAGGCGCCACAAGAGCAGUGCAAGGAAUGAGAGAUAAGUCAGUAGAGGAAAAGAGAUUAUAUGUAAACCUGUGGAGACCAAGAGAAGAAAUUGCCAAAGCUAUCAACAUCUCGAAGAUGAAGAAGAUGCAAAGCUUCAUGUUCGACUAUGGAAUGAUGCCUGGACCAAUGAUGAUGCCUGGAAGAGGAAGACAAGCAGCUAAAGCAAUGCCUGGAAGAGGAUGGGCUGGUCAGCAGCCAAUGGGAAGAGGCAAGCCACAAGCUUUCCCACCUCAGGCCUUCCCUGCUCAAGGGUUCCCUCCUCAGCAAGGAUUCCCAGUUCAAGUUCCAAUUCCACCUCAGCAAGUAGCUCAGCCAUUAGUUCCAUUGAACUUUGACAUUAAGACUUAUGAAGUUGCACCACCAGAGUUCAAGAAGAGAAUGCUAGGUGAAGCCUUAUACCCAGUCGUGCUAAAGAGUUCAAAUACUAAGAUCGCAGGGAAGAUCACUGGAAUGCUGCUAGAAAUGGACAAUCAGGAGCUAUUUUUGUUAUUAACCAACCCAGAAGGAUUGAAAUUGAAGGUCGGAGAAGCAGUUGACGUGCUCAGAAGAGCGUGGGAAAAUGACCCAGAAAGCUUGAAGCUCAUUGAAGGUUAA
Molecule: messenger RNA, 1659 nt
Organism: Blepharisma stoltei
Lineage: Eukaryota; Ciliophora; Heterotrichea; Heterotrichida; Blepharismidae
Source: the annotation of a GenBank genome assembly